CAAACUUAAUAAAUGUUAAAUAAUUUUCAAUAAACAAGCUAUUGUAAAACAAAAACAACAAAUUGUGCCCAAUUAGAAAAAAAAUCCCAGGAUCCUAAAGAAAGAAAAGAAAAUUUAUUAUCUUGCAACGCUAAGAGUAGAAUUAUGGAACCGAAUGAUGAAGUAGUGGAACGUCAGAAACUGGUAGAUGUAGAAACAGAAGAAGAUGUCACAAAUAGUGCCCCCAAAUCAGCACCAACUCCUGCCUCACCCAUGGCCGUGCCCAAAAUUAAUAUUAAGAGUAUUUCUAGUGGCGAAACUACUCGCAGCCGUAACUCUGCAUCAUGUUCUAUAGAACGUACUACCACAACUUCCGAAAAAAUAGGUGGUCAAUCAUCUGCCAAAGUUACAUACGUAAAUGAACGACGUCCCCGGCCACAUUUGCAUGGCACCAAUGAUGAGCGUUUUGAAUUCAAGUCCAGACCUCGAAAGUUAUUAAAAGAUAUCGAUGAUGAUGAUAGCAUUAAUGACAUAACGGAAUUGAGUAGCGAAACCCUAAGUGAUGAGACUAGCAUAAACAGCAACAUUAUAAAUAAUAACAAUAAUAAUAAUAGUAACAACAACUACAACAACAACGGCAAUGGCAAUAAUAAAAAUAAUAAUAAUAAUACUUUAAAUAAACUACAUCAUACUACAAGUACUAGUAGUUUAAAUCAACCAUCACCGACGACUACAACUACCGUUGCUGCCCUUACCUCUCCUGCUGCCACUAGCAACACUCUCAGUUCUAGUAGUGCCAGUGGUGUUGCUGCCGGCAGUAAUAAUAGUAGUAGUAGUCAUCAUUAUCAUCAUCACAAUAGUAACAUUAACAAUCACAAUGUAAUUGAUAAUACGCCACUGAUACAACGUCGCAAACCGAAUGUUAAUAACGCAGCCAUCAGCGUUAGUGCUGGCUAUCCGGGUCUAAUAUCAUCAGCGAACAUUGGCAGCCUCAGUGAUAAAUUUGAUCAGCGCCCAAUAAAACAUCAUUCUUUUGUCUCAGAAGUACCGGAUGUGAAACAUAUGGAACGUGCACUCUUAGGACUAUUGGAUGAUUUUCAUUCAGGAAAACUGAAAGCAUUUGGUUCCGGCUGUACCAUGGAUCAAAUGACUAAAAUACGCGAACAACAAGAAAGUCUUGCCAAAUUGCAUUUUGAAUUGGCGGCAGCCGAAGAAGAUUCUCUUGAGAAUGGCAAUGAUUUCAAUGCUGCUAAAGCUCAAGAAAACAUGCUACAGUUGAUGCAACGUUUAGAGCAACUUUCGAUUUCAAUCGAACAAUUACAAACUAGCCACACAGGACUCUGAGAUUUGCUUCAAGCAACGUGUAACACAAGCAGCUCAGAUAUCAAUGCUGAUGCUGCUACUCCUUCAGCAACCACAUCGGCUGAAGCUGCUACACGUUUGCUUUUAUUAUUGUUGUGAUUUCAUUUCUAAAACUUUAAACGUAUAUUAAUCCAAAAAAAAAAAAAAAAAACUUAUGGUUCUAUAACUGUUCUAUUUUUUAUAUAUUAUUUUCCACUCCAUUACAGUGUUAAUUAAGAUAUUUUUCUUCUUACUUUUCUCUAAUGUAAAGUUUUACUUAUUGUUUUUUUUUCGUUUUCGUUCAUUCAUUUUGUUACAACAUCCUUUUCUGAUUUUGACUUUUAAUAUUUGUAUGUUUAAUUACUUUUGUCUAUUCAUAAAUACGUUAAUGUUUAAGAAUAUUUAAUACAAAUAAAAAGACCUUUUUUAUGGUAGUUUUGUAGUUGUCUUAAAAUGUCUAAUUAUAUAAGUGAUUAUUUAAAAAAAAUGCGAUUAUUCUCCUUUUUUAAAAUAAAAAUUAAUCAAGUUUAAAAAGAAAACAAAAA
Calliphora vicina (urban bluebottle blowfly) is the source of this 1865-nucleotide messenger RNA. Its product is annotated as coiled-coil domain-containing protein 28B. The record is from RefSeq and is a predicted model, not a curated record. The transcript has 4 exons. Lineage: Eukaryota; Metazoa; Arthropoda; Insecta; Diptera; Calliphoridae. The coding region runs from base 145 to 1323 and encodes 392 amino acids.